This is a messenger RNA of Zea mays, 5718 nucleotides long. RefSeq names its product beta-glucosidase 38. Gene Ontology annotation, molecular function: beta-glucosidase activity. The transcript has 9 exons. The coding region runs from base 4039 to 5547 and encodes 502 amino acids. The record is from RefSeq and is a predicted model, not a curated record. Lineage: Eukaryota; Viridiplantae; Streptophyta; Magnoliopsida; Poales; Poaceae. Gene Ontology annotation, biological process: carbohydrate metabolic process.
CCCACUCUCGCUUUUCUCUGCGCCACAGCCCAGAUCCGGCCGAACGCAGCCCGUCCCUCCACGCCCGUUGCACUGGGGCUCCUGCCGCGCGGGCCCGCCCGACAAGCCACCAUACGCCACACUCGCUCCCUGCGUGUGGGCCAUUCUCGUCAGGAUUAUCUUCCCUGCGCGUGCGACGGAACAAACCCCGGGCAAUCCAAUCCAGGUUGUUUGGAUUUCGCCCGAGUAUCUCGACCCUGUAACAAACCGGGCCCUCCAUAAAUACGUAGCCGCACGCAGACAUCGUUCCGUACCACCACGCAACCCCCCGUAUACGCCACCACAACGUCAAGGGUAAAAUCGCGCGCCGCCGCGGGAGUUCUAGCCGAGAAAAGCAACGUAGAAGCUUCGGUAUACACCCUGGGUGCUUGGGAGGGCAUCGUCAAGCAAGGGCUCGGUCGGCGUUAGCUGGAAUUGCUCACCGGCGUGUUUCCUCUGCCGCGGAUCCGCCACACGGCGGGCCAGGGCAUUGGCAGGGCCGACCCUGAGGGUAUGCAGGAUAUGCGACCGCUCAGGGCCCCUAAGGUCUGUAGGGCCCCCGUUUAUUCAGUUUAUAUCCAAAUACAUAUACAUUACAGAUAAAUCUCUAUUCUCGUUCUUUUGUUGUGUCUCUUUGGUUUUCUGGCAAUCAUCUCUUCGAGGUCGCGCAACAGUCUGCUUGAUGACGAAUACUAAAUAUUGAUUGACGUGAGAAGGACAGAUGGUGUUGUACACUUGUGCCUGUCGCGUUGGUUAAUUCUAGCUUACCGAAGGGUCAACCCUAAUAACCUAUAUUGCUUAAUCAAUGUUUAGUUUGUUGAACUUUGUUUUCAGAAAAUUUGCUCUAAUGUAUUUAGAUUUGGUAUAUUGUGCAUUUUAAGGUUUAGGUUAGUUUGACAAAUUAAAAGUAAAAAUACUCGCUCUCAAAAUUCAAAACAAAUGCUGAGUUAUAUUACAUAAUUUGUAUAAUUUUACGACUCAUAAAAUAUUGUAACAAUGUCUCCAAUCAUAUCAUUUUGAAUAAAAUUGUGUAAAUCAUCAACUUCUUUUAUUUUUCAGAUAUUAUUUAAAAGUUAAAAAACAGCAGAUUUAAAUCUUCAUAUAGGGUCUUCAUAGAUUUUCGCUUAGGGCCCCCGAAAUAUCAGGACCGGCCCUGAGCAUUGGGCAGGGGCCAGAGCCGCUCGCGUCCCGCAAAGAUCGGCAACAGAAACGAUUCAGCGUCAGGUUGUUGAACUGCAGAGGAGAAGAUCAAGUUUGUCGGCUAGAUUAGCGAUUCAGCCUAUAUUAACACGAACCCGUGGUAGCCACGUUCAUAUUUCCUUUCACUCUGAUCCGUCCACCCGAUCGACCGGAUCUAAGUUCCCAAAACACCAAACGACCAAAAUUGCAAUGGAGAACCAGACGGCGGCGGCGGAGGCGGAGGACCAUAUCAGCAAGCUGCCGGACGACGUUCUCGUCCACAUCCUCUCCCUCUGCCCUUACUAUACUCUCAUGAGAACGGUUUCGGUUUCAACAUCGUGGCAGCGCCUCCUCACCCAACAACUCCCGGACCUGAUCUUCUACUUGUCGUAUCCUGUGCACAAGGAUCCGUCCAUGGAAACGCCGAGCGAGGAGCGCGUCCAGAGCAUGGCGCGGACGCUCCGCCGCCGGUGCCACGGCACAGCAGCAGACUACACUAUCAAGAAUCUUCGUCUGGUCUACAGAAAGGACGUGGCCAUGGAAUGCCGGUACGUAGACGAGUUCAUCGCGCUCGCCAACGCCACGAAGCUGGAGCUCGCCCCCCACAUGGGCGCCGAGUCCUUCUCCUCCUCACUUGUCGCGGACGCAGCCGGCGACUGGUCUGUCGAGCUGCCGCCGGCUACGGUCGAGUUGGAGGUGCGGCCGUUCUGCUUUGCCGUGAGGCCGCCGCGCAUCCACGGCCCCGGCGUCAACGUCCUUCGGUCCCUUACGCUGCAUGGGCACACGGUGGUUCGCGAGGACUUCCCCCUCACCGUCACCGUGUUCCCGUCGCUGGAGGACCUGCACAUCGGCAACUGCACCCUUGCUGCCAGUAUGACCAUCUCGUCGGACACCAUGCCUCGCCUCAAACACCUCCGCUUCACCGAGGUCAGCGUGAGCGCGGAUGACACCAAAGCCGCCAUCACCGUGCUCGCCGAUGACCUGAGGACUCUCCGCAUGUCAUGCCGGCAGUGUAGCUAUACUGUAUCGCCAUCGGAGCCGCUCAUGUUCACGUGCGGCGGGCACGGCUCGGCCUUGUUCACCAAAUACUCUUUGUUCCGCUUACGCGCACCCAAGCUGGCGGUGUUCGAGUGGCGAUGCUGCUAUGCUGAUGAGGUGCGCGUUGACGCCGUGGGCCGCCUCUCCGACGUCACGAUCGAGAUCGCCGCCGGUAGGACACGGACGAGGGUUCCCAUAGGCACGGAACCUAAGUUCGUGACAGUACAACAACGUGACAAACUUAUGACCGACAUCCUUCAAGGGCUUAUGCCAGGGCUGCAGCCGCGCACCUGGAAAGAUGUCACGAGGUACGUAUGCAUUAUGCUUAGCUUUGAAUUCUUGGAUUGUUAUUUCUUGUUUGACUUUAUUUCAUGUAUAUAUAUCCACAUAUACAAAUUCAAAUAAGCUAGCCAUGUUUUGGUCUAAAUUGUUCGAGCUAGCAUAUCCAUGGACCAUUGCUUAUAAUAUAUAUCUAACCAUGCAUAUCGAAUUUGCAUAAACUAUAUAUCCGUCAUUGUUUUGGUCUAAGAAUCUAAAGCUUGAAUCUUGUCUUUUAAAUAAGGAAAUAGUUUCAAUCUAGACAUAUAUGUGCUUGAGCGAUGCUUUGAACAAGACUAACAUGUAUGAUGAUAUAAAUCAUUUUCCUUCCAUUUUACAGGCAAUGCAUGCAACGUGAUGAGAGGUGGUUGUGCUUUGAAGUCACCGAUGGUUACCCUGCUACCGAAUGAAUUAAAGCACUAACAGCCGGAGAUACGCGUGACGCAUCAACUUCAAGUUUGUCGAGUGCUAGAAAUAGUUACUAUACAGUUCUUUGUUUUUGUUGGAUGGCCAAAUAAUAUUAUAAACUAAAUCGUUGUUUUUGUUUUUGUUGGAUGGCCAAAUAAUUUUGCUCACCAGUUAAGCCGGUUAAAUAUUAAUCUUGUAACAUCCGGUUAUACAUGGACAUGCAUGCAGUGCCCUGAGGGCAUCUCGAGUAGUUCCUCCGGGAAAAAAAACCUAAAUUUAAUUUAGUGUGUUAGUAACAGAAAUCAUUCUACAACAGUUUUUUAAAUGAGGUGACUAAAUAUACUAAGUUUCUAAAUAUCCUAUUUAGUUCUCAAACUUGGGAAGAAGCUGUCUCGCACUAGGGAGCCGUUAAAUCACUUGUUUGUCAUUGAGUUUCUCCUGAAACAAAGAAUCUUCUUCAUUAGUUUCAUUCACAACAGUAUACGCCUCGUAUGGCCGAGGAAUUUGGCUUGCUGUCUCGCCUCCAAUAGCUCUGUAGCUUCAGCAGCAACAGCAUUGAAGUGCUCUUUAGUAUUGCUAACAUUGUCGUGUUGCAAAGCUUUAAAGGAAGGGGGAGUUGUAGUCGACUUGAUGUGGGCCAUUAUAAAUAAGCAAAUGCAUACCACAAGGGCUAAGAGUAGCUUUAGAGACAAAGUCAAGGCUCGGGCGGGCUCAAGCAAUGAAUGAAUGUUGUAGGUUUGAGCCCAUUAUGGAAAAUAUGAACUAAUUAAUCCUAAGGAGCUAGGGACUAUUGUUGGGGAUGGAGAAGGAUUUUAGCCAAGGGUCUUGUUUAACAAAAACUAAUGUUUUAGUGUGAUUUCAUGGAAGAUAACUUUGGACCAUGGAUCUGAAUCAGCCAAUCGCCGUGUGCAUGAGAGAAACAGUCUCUGUUCAAACCCAGCACCACCACUAAUUUCCGCUGUGCUCUUGCAUGCUGCUGCCGGACCGCUCUCCGGUCUUUCUCUCUCCAUAUAUAGCGCACCUCCGCCGAGUCGUCUCUCCACACUCGCUCUCGCCACUGUCGUCCACCGAUCCGUCAUGGCGACUGCUGCGCCAUUGUUGCUCUUCCACGGUCUCCUCCUCCUCCUCUCCCUGGCGCUCGGCGCCCAUGGCGUGAACGUGAAGCCCGGGGAGCACCACAUCCUCAACAGGCAGAGCUUCCCCCCGGGGUUCGUCUUCGGCACGGCGUCGUCGGCGUACCAGGUGGAGGGGAACACGCACAGGUACGGGCGCGGGCCCUGCAUCUGGGACACCUUCCUCAAGUAUCCAGGCACUACUCCUGAUAACGCGACCGCGGACGUGACAGUCGACGAGUACAAUCGCUACAUGGAUGAUGUGGACAAUAUGGUCCGGGUUGGCUUCGACGCGUACCGCUUCUCGAUCUCAUGGUCGCGUAUUUUCCCCAGUGGGAUUGGGAGGGUUAACAAGGAUGGUGUGGACUAUUACCACAGGCUCAUCAACUACUUGCUGGCGAACCAUAUUACUCCCUACGUGGUUCUCUACCACUACGACCUUCCUCAGGUGCUGCAGGACCAGUACAAUGGCUGGUUGAGCCCCAGGAUCCUGGGUGAUUUCACAGCUUUCGCCGACUUCUGCUUCAAGACGUACGGCGACCGGGUGAAGAACUGGUUCACCAUCAACGAGCCGAGGAUGAUGGCCCAGCAUGGCUACGGCGACGGCUUCUUCCCCCCCGCCAGAUGCACCGGCUGCCAGUUCGGCGGCAACUCCGCCACCGAGCCGUACAUCGCCGGCCACCACCUCCUCCUCGCGCACGCUGCCGCUGUCAAGCUGUACCGCAGCAAGUACAAGGUUCGUCAGGCCGGCAAGAUCGGCAUCCUGCUGGACUUCGUGUGGUACGAGCCGCUGACCAAGUCCGUGGAGGACGAGUACGCGGCGCACCGGGCUCGGAUGUUCACCCUUGGCUGGUUCCUGCACCCCAUCACCUACGGCCACUACCCGGAGACGAUGCAGAAGAUCGUCAUGGGGAGGCUGCCCAACUUCACCUUCGAGCAGUCUGCCAUGGUCAAAGGCUCAGCGGACUACGUCGCCAUCAACCACUACACCACGUACUACGCCAGCAACUUCGUCAACGCCACAGAGACCAACUACCGCAACGAUUGGAAUGCAAAGAUUUCGUAUGAGCGAGAUGGUGUGCCCAUUGGCAAAAGGGCGUACUCGGACUGGCUUUACGUCGUUCCAUGGGGGCUCUACAAGGCUCUGAUUUGGACCAAGGAGAAGUUCAACAGCCCUGUGAUGCUCAUCGGAGAGAACGGAAUUGACCAGCCUGGAAAUGAGACCUUGCCGUUCGCUCUGUACGACAAGUUCAGGAUAGACUACUUCGAGAAGUACCUGUACGAGCUCCAGUGCGCCAUACGCGACGGUGCAAACGUCUUCGGCUACUUCGCGUGGUCGCUGCUGGACAACUUCGAGUGGCGGCUCGGCUUCACCUCCAAGUUUGGGAUCGUGUACGUGGACCGGAACACGUUCGUCCGGUACCCCAAGGACUCAGCUCGCUGGUUCAGGAAGGUCAUCAAGAACGAGAACUGAAUGAUCGAUCGGCCGGUCCAUUAUUAAGGAACGAACUCCAUGCGUUUCUUUUUAGCUAGGGGUAUAGUAGUGCGUGUAGGGGGUGCAUCGAUCAGUUUGGUCAUUUCAAUAAAAUGCUUGUAGUUGUUGUUUUGGACUUCGAAUAAUAAAAAUACUACUUCCCUUCUCAAA